Messenger RNA from Physeter macrocephalus (sperm whale), 1053 nucleotides. RefSeq lists its product as uncharacterized. The record is from RefSeq and is a predicted model, not a curated record. The transcript has 6 exons. The coding region runs from base 1 to 1053 and encodes 350 amino acids. Lineage: Eukaryota; Metazoa; Chordata; Mammalia; Artiodactyla; Physeteridae.
AUGGCGUGGUCAGGCCCGACCGUCCUCUCCUUGACUCACCUCCAGCCCGGGAGGGCUGGGCUCAACCGCGGCGGACAGGGCGCCGCCCGCACCAUCCCGGCUGCGCCACCGCCCCGGACUGUGCCGGCGCAGGAGGCCGCCCUCCUCGGCGCCCCCGGGUGGAGCAGGUCGAGCCCGGUGCGCUAUCCCUUUAAGCCCGGGCGAGAUGGGAGCUGUCAGCGACAGCCGAGGCUAGCGCGGGACGUAGCCGCCCGCCUGGCCGCAGCGAGGAGUGAGGAGCAAGCGGAGAGCCGAGGGGGCGGCGGGGCCAGCCCGGUAGUUCCGCAGGGCCACUCCUCAGGCCCCGCUCCGGGGGCUCCGGCAGGUCGGGGCCGGGGCCUUUGUGAGCGCCCCAGGAGGGCGAGAGUCGGGAGUGCGGAGCCGGGUGUGCGGCGGCGGGUGUGUGUGCGCGCCCGGGUGUGCGCGUGUGUGUGCGAGUGUGAGCGCCCAGGAGGGUGGGAGCGCGCGUUAGGGAUUCUGCUGGCAUCGCAGAGUGGAGAGCAGGAGGCAGGAGCGGGGCGCGCAGGGGAGCGCGGGGCCCUCCUGUGCACACGCACACACACAGAGCGCGCUCACACACACAUACACAGACACGCGCACACGCCCUCCCUGCCUCGCUCGUUGCCGCGGCCACCAUCUCAGAGCCGAGCCCUGCGGAGCGGGAACCCAAGCCGGAGAGGGAACAGGAGGGGAACAGAGCCGAGGAAUGCGGCCCCGGAGAGGAGCUGCGCGCGAAGUGCGCGCCCGGGACGCCUCCUGCUCCCACAGGCCCUGAGGCUCCUGUGCCCACAGGCAAAGAGAGAGACCGAGUCAAACCAGGCUGAUCCCCCAGCAGCUGCACUCCCCAAACGCCUGCCCAACCUGAGGUGUCCCUCUGAAGAGCCCCUGAGCCCGCUCACGCUAACCCCCGCCCCCCCAACCCCGCCAGAGGAGAGGGAUGUCGCUAGCCCUGUUGCCAUACGAAAAACAGAGGCCCGUGUGGGGAAGGGGAAUUUUGAGGGUUCAAAAAGAUGA